AUGUUAACCUGGAUUCUCACCUUUACUACUCUCCUAAUCCUCACGCAAUCUUGGGCAUUGCCAACAGCUUCGUGGGCUGAAGAUAUUAAAAGCAGCUUGGAUUCAUCAUUAUGGGCCUCUGAGUUUGCUCAAAUCGAAUCUUUGACCCAAUUUGCUCUCAAAGCCACGCAGAAUAAUAUUGCAGAUCAUGGAACCGGCUGCACACUUGAAACUCUGAAGAUAAGACGAAACUGGAGACAAUUUAGUUCAGCAGAAAAGAAGGACUAUAUUCGAUCUGUUCUCUGUCUGCAAGCAUUGCCAUCGCGAACUCCCCCGGAGCUGGCCCCGGGAGCAAAGACUCGAUACGAUGACUUUGUGGCCACUCACAUGAACCAGACCGAGACUAUUCACCGUUCGGGGUUUUUUCUUGCCUGGCACCGAUAUUUUACCCACGAGUUUGAGCUGGCACUGCGAAAUGAAUGUGGCUAUAAUGGAGACUUCCCGUACUGGGAUUGGGGAGCUGAUGCUGAUUCCAUGGAAAAUUCGCCUGUUUUUGAUGGCAGUGAUACCUCUCUCUCCGGCAAUGGCGCAUACAUCCCAAAACAAAAGGGAGUUCGAGUUUCAAUAGGAAACUAUACACCUGUUUUCCUUCCACCUGGCACAGGAGGAGGCUGUGUGAAUAGUGGUCCCUUUGUUAAUUAUACCGUCAACAUGGGCCCAUCCUACCUGUCCAUACCGGGCGGCGAUAUUGUCUUUCGGCGCUUCCCACUCGACCAUAACCCACGCUGCAUGAAGCGUGAUCUAACUACUGCUGUUUUGCGAAGCCAGGACAUCAUGGAGUUUGAAACAUCCAUACAAGGCAAACCUGAGAGUGGGUCAAUUGGGCUCCAUGGAGGUGGACACUACGCGAUGGGUGGAGAUCCCGGUAAUGAUGCUGAUGGCAGCCCGGGGGAUCCUGGUUUCUGGCACCAUCACGGCAUGAUCGAUCGAGUCUGGUGGAUUUGGCAGAGUCUAGACUUGCCAAAUCGACAGUAUGCGGUUGCUGGCACCGAGACGUAUUUGAAUCAGCCUGCGUCUCCUGAUGUAACGCUGCAGACGACGGUGAAUGUUGGGUAUGUUAACGGGAAUCGGUCGAUCGCUAUGAAAGGUAUUAUGAGUACGACAGCUGGACCUUUUUGCUAUGCUUAUGUGUAA
Molecule: messenger RNA, 1173 nt
Organism: Penicillium malachiteum
Lineage: Eukaryota; Fungi; Ascomycota; Eurotiomycetes; Eurotiales; Aspergillaceae
Product: tyrosinase family protein
Exons: 4
Coding region: 1-1173 (390 amino acids)
Molecular function (GO): oxidoreductase activity
Source: RefSeq, a predicted model, not a curated record